Seminavis robusta is the source of this 1239-nucleotide messenger RNA. The record is from the annotation of a GenBank genome assembly. Lineage: Eukaryota; Bacillariophyta; Bacillariophyceae; Naviculales; Naviculaceae.
AUGGUGCAAGCAAAGCGAUUGAAGGUGUCGGGAGAGAGCACUCCAAAGAAGGAGAAAGCUGCAGCAUGUGAUGAGAAGCAAAAACAAGUGGCAAAGGCGCCAAUCCCACAGCAACCAGCGGCACUUACACAAGCCUCCAAUGACAACAAGACACAGCUCACCAAGGAGCGAUCAUUCAUCAUUCGGUGCCAAGACAAUGAUGCGGUUGUGGUCUCUCUGAUGGAAUGUGAGAUUCUGAAAAAGAAGUCCAAGUUCUUCCAAAACCUCUUGAAACCGGAUCAACGCGGCGAGGCAUCACUUUUCGAUUGGAAAAAAGACGUCUUGGAUUCCGUCAUUGAUUUGAUCACACACGGCAGUUGUGAAAUGCCACAGGACUAUUCUCAGCUGAAAGCAGCAGCUGACAAGAUUCAAAUUCCUGUACGGGUGUUACACCCUCUGGACGACAGCCGUGACAUGUCCAAUGACCAAGCUACAGUGCAAUCCCUGUUUCAAGGCUGGAACAGACGAAAGACAGAGUUCAUUUUUGAAACUUCCAUGUUUCCUCCUACCGAGACAGAAAAGUGGUCCUCACUGCUGGCCAGUGGGAUCAUUGUAUUCCGGGACCAGAAAGAUUUGGUGGUUCAACUUGCAGGAGAACGAGAGGACAAGAAACGCGCAACCCAAAUCACCACCACAACCUUUCGUGUUGCUGCUGCUGUGCCGCUUUGCGUGUCAGUGUUUCACACAUGUACAUACCUCAGCCGCUCCAUGGCUACCGAAAAGGAUCGCUUGAAGGCCACGAAAACAGGUUAUCAGAUUACGUUCAAGGGCAACCUUGGUUCGGGUCUGUAUCUGAAACACGCCCUGGGCGGUCAUGUGCAACACCGGGACCUGGAUCAACCUUCGCAUGAACUUGUGAGCUACAAUGGAACUGUGAAGGAACUAUUGGCGGCGCUCGACAUUGUGGAGGACUUUACCAUCCAAGAAAACUCAACAAAGCUCUGCCUCCUAGAAUUUCUCAAUCCCAACAGUUGGACAUUGGGCCGUCUCAUCCGCGCUUCACAACUUUUUUGUGCCGACAACCCCCCGACUCUUGGUUGGAAAGCCAAGGAAAACAAAUUCUACGUUUUGAAGUCGCUCGAGGAUAUUCGGUUGAUGCUGUCAGAUCUCUUGGAUCCAAUAACAAAGGCAGCCGAGGACGGCCCGUUUACUCUCAGGGAUCAUUCCGUGCUUCGUUUCGAUCAAUGGAGAGCUUUUUAG